Molecule: messenger RNA, 1262 nt
Organism: Durio zibethinus
Lineage: Eukaryota; Viridiplantae; Streptophyta; Magnoliopsida; Malvales; Malvaceae
Product: FKBP-like peptidyl-prolyl cis-trans isomerase family protein
Cellular component (GO): chloroplast thylakoid lumen
Molecular function (GO): peptidyl-prolyl cis-trans isomerase activity
Source: RefSeq, a predicted model, not a curated record
AACCCUGUUUUUUGUUUGGUACAGGGGAGUGCUUUAAAUAUGUGGAUGGCAUUGACCGUGUUAUCUCCUCUCUUUCAGUAGGAAAAGUGGAAAUUCCAAUGAACGAACUUGUUUUUCUGAUUUCUUAACUGUCAUUUAACCAGCUCUCGAUGGAACUCUCCCUCUUCCCUUACCACCAAAACAGCUUAACUCUCGUCCACGAGCCUCUUUUCUCAGUUCCCCUUUCAGGGAAGAGACUACCAAGGAGAAAUUCAUUUCUGUUGCCAUGUCACUGCACAUUGUCAUCUUCUGAUGAUACUUCAAAACCAGCAAAAUUUUCUUGGCAGCAUGAGGGAAGAAGGGCACUGGUUGGUUCUCUCCUCACAGCUGCUGCUGCAAUGUAUGCCUGUGAUGUGGCUGAGGCAGUUAGCACAAGUCGAAGAGCUCUUAGAGGAGAUAAAAUACCUGAAAAUGAAUUCACAACUCUUCCCAAUGGGCUGAAGUACUAUGAUUUGAAGGUCGGCAGUGGACUUAAGGCUGUUAAGGGAUCUCGGGUUGCAGUUCACUAUGUCGCCAAAUGGAGAGGCGUCACGUUUAUGACUAGCAGACAAGGACUUGGUGUUGGAGGGGGGACGCCUUAUGGAUUUGAUAUUGGCCAAUCCGAAAUGGGAAAUGUGCUUAAGGGGUUGGAUCUUGGUGUUGAAGGAAUGCGUGUAGGAGGCCAGCGGCUGCUGAUCGUUCCUCCUGAGCUAGCAUAUGGAAAAAAAGGAGUCCAGGAAAUUCCUCCAAAUGCAACAAUUGAGUUGGAUGUUGAGCUGCUAGCAAUCAAACAAAGCCCAUUUGGGACUCCUGUAAAAGUUAUUGAAGGUUAGAGCGCGCAAUCCUGCUGGAUUCACUAUGGAUGAAUUAAGGCACAGAAGAUGACAGUUUGGGGAAAGUAGAAGACCUGCCUCUUUCCCAUUCUUUAUUAUUGCCUGUUUACGUGCCGAAAUUCAAACGACCCUUCUCUGUGACCCCAACUCUGCUUUAUGUCAUUUCCCUUUUAGAACUUCAAGAAACAUGCUAAGAAAGUUGUAUUUUGAUCAGUUCCAUCUCUUUUCCCUUGUGGUUGUCGUUCAUAUAGCUGCCGCAUUUAUUGGUUAUUUCUUCAUCUUAAAAUUUGUUUUUGUUUUCUUCAACAAGCUAAUUAUGUUGUCCUUUUGAAUGGAUGGUUUGGUCAUUCCUCCAGCAUAAUAUUCCCCUGCACUCAUAAUUACUUUGAGUGCUUCUAAAAGAAAAUGUUG